GAUCCCUGGACGGAAGGAUGGCGGCCCUGGCCCGUCUGCUGGAGCGUCUGCUCCGGCGGGCUUCUAAGGAAGAGGGGGCGGAGAAGGAAGAUGAGGAGGACCCGGUGGAGGAGGAGAGGUGGGGCCGGGACCCCGACUGGCCCCAGUCUCGUCCCGCGGUGCCGCGAUGCUCGCAGCGGCCACACGGGGGUGCGGCGCCGUCGUGGGGCCUGCGCUUCGGGGCGAGCGCGGCGCAGGGCUGGCGCGCGCGCAUGGAGGACGCGCACUGCGCCUGGCUCUGCAUCCCCGGGCUGCCUCCGGGCUGGGCUUUCUUCGCCGUCCUCGACGGCCACGGCGGGGCUCGAGCAGCUCGCUUUGGCGCUCGACACCUGCCGGGUCACGUGUUCCGAGAGCUGGGCUCGGCUCCCCGGGAGCCGGAGGGCGUGCGGGCGGCGCUGCGCCGAGCCUUCCUGAGCGCUGACCAGCGCCUCCGCGCGCUCUGGCCUCGGGGGGACCCCGGGGGCUCCACGGCGCUGGCCUUGCUGGUCUCCCCGCGAUUUCUCUACCUGGCUCACUGCGGCGAUUCCCGAGCCGUGCUGAGCCGCGCCGGCACCGUGGCUUUCAGCACCGAGGACCAUCGUCCCUUCCGGCCCCGGGAACGCGAGCGCAUCUACGACGCCGGAGGCACCAUCCGCCGCCGGCGCGUCGAGGGCUCUCUGGCGGUGUCGCGAGCACUAGGCGAUUUUGCUUACAAAGCAGCGCCCGGGAGACCCCCAGAGCUGCAGCUGGUGUCGGCAGAGCCCGAGGUGGCUGCGCUGGCACGGCGGAGUGAGGAUGAGUUCGUGCUCCUGGCCUCCGAUGGCGUGUGGGACGCGAUGUCCGCGGCUGCCCUGGCGGGGCUGGUGAGCUCGCGCCUCCACCUGGGCCUGGCCCCGGAGCUGCUCUGCGCGCAGCUGCUGGACACGUGCCUGUGCAAGGGCAGCCUAGACAACAUGACCUGCAUUCUGGUCUGCUUCCCAGGGGCUCCCAGGCCCUGCGAGGAUGCCAUUCGGAGGGAGCGGGCUCUGGAUGAAGCACUGGGCCAAAGAGUCGCUGCUCUGUACACCUCUGCGCAGAAGCCCCCCAGCCUAAAUUCGGUUUUCAGGACCCUGGUCUCUGAGGACAUUGUGGAUUUACCUCCUGGGGGAGGGCUGCAUUGCAAGGUGGCCAUCAUUGCAGAAGCUUAUUCUCAACUCUGCCAGGCCUCAGAGGAGCGCUCAGAGAAGAGACAGGGUGGGUCUGGAAAGGUCACUGGCUCCCGCUACAACUCAGACUUGGACGCUUGA
This is a messenger RNA of Perognathus longimembris pacificus (Pacific pocket mouse), 1304 nucleotides long. RefSeq names its product protein phosphatase, Mg2+/Mn2+ dependent 1N (putative) (gene Ppm1n). The record is from RefSeq and is a predicted model, not a curated record. The transcript is spliced from 5 exons. Gene Ontology annotation, biological process: protein dephosphorylation. Lineage: Eukaryota; Metazoa; Chordata; Mammalia; Rodentia; Heteromyidae. Bases 18 to 1304 code for a protein of 428 amino acids. Gene Ontology annotation, molecular function: protein serine/threonine phosphatase activity; magnesium ion binding; manganese ion binding.